AUGUUCACAUCAAAAUUAGAUGAAUGCUUAGUGAUGAAUACACCUUCACAUCUACUUUCUUCCACUUCAAUUGAUAAUCCUCCAUGUACACAGACUACUAAUUCUAAUAAUUUCACUAGGGAAGAAUAUUUUAAUCCAAAUUUAACAGUAAAUGAAUCAACUAAUGUUAUUGUUUUAAACAAUGAUUCUCAUCACAAUGAAUGUGUUAUUAUUAGUCAACAGAAUGAUGCUAAUAUUAAUGGUCAAGAUGAUGAAGAUAAUGAUAAUCUUUUCGAUGAUUUAUCGGCAGCAAUUGAGGCUAUCAAUGAAGCGAAUCGUUUAAAUUCUACUUGUGAUGAUGAUCAUGAUAUUGAUGAAGUUUGUGGCAAUGAAUCAGUCGACAAUUCUAAUCAUAUAUCAUCAACUAUACAACAUCACCACCACCACCACCAACAACAACAACAGCAACUACAAAGUGUUCCAGGUAUUACAACAUUUCGUACAAUAACAUCUACAGAUCACUUUGUUACACAUUCAAUGUUUGUAAAUAUUUCUAACACAUGUAUAAAUUCUACCAAUCAACUGACAUCAUUUAAGUGUAAUAGUGAUGAACUAAUUCAAACAAAUCAAAAUGAGAUACCAGUGAAUCAUAAUACUGGUAUUAGUAGUUGUAGUAGUACUAGUAGUAUUAUUAUGCCAUCAUUAUUGACAACUUCAUCUCGUCCUAUGAAUACAUUUCCAUUAAGUUGGAGAUUAUUAUUACGACCAAUAUUUGAAAAAGCUUUAAUUGAACGUUUAUGGACUAGUGGUGAAUUGGGUUCAUCAAAUCCACACGCUUUAUUAUUAUCUAUGUGGUUCUAUAUAUCACGUCAUUUCGGUAUUGGUUGUCGUACAGAUCAUGCUAAACUUGCUUAUGGUAAUAUUAUUAUCGGUAUGAAUGCAACAACUGGAGAACGUCAUCUACAGUUUACAAGUCUUCCACACGGAGCUGCUUCAGCCGGUACAUUAAGAAAGCUAUCGAAACGUGGGAAAGAAUUUGUGUCCCCAGUGAAACCACGUCAUCCAGAUAGUCUUCUCCCAGAAUAUUUAAGUAGACCAGAUCGUUGUCCAGUUCGCUUAUUUGAAGCUUUCUGUUCACAUAGACCGUGUUCAUCAACAGCUAUUGAAUCACCGUUUUACUUACAGCCUGAUCGAUCUCCUUCUUUAAUGCAUCCAUCGACUGUCAAUAAUGUAUGGUUUACGUCGAAUGCACUUGGUAAAAAUAAAAUCGGUUCAAUGUUGAACGGUGCACUACAAAGUAUUGGUAUACCCGUUGGAAGGCAAGUGAGUCUAGCACGAUUUUGUGAUGCACUGAUAGCUGCAGCUUUUUCUCAACCAAGUAGUGGUGAUGAUGAAAAUGUCGAUGGUACUACUGAUGAUGGUGAUAGUAGUAAUGUUGGUGGAGCAUUACGUAACCUGUUAUUAGUGAAUUGUCAAUCAAAUAAACAAAUUCCAGAAUCACUUCAGCCAAUUAUUGCAAUGUAUGCAGAGAAUAUUGUUCAAAUGUCAAGAACUCCUGGUUCAUCUGUCUACGUAUAUCUUGCUAAAAUAUGUGAAAUGCAAAAGGCUUUGGGUAAAAAGAGAAAGGCAGAUACUAGGUUGAGUAAAAUUUCAUCGAAAUUCUUAUUUACUACUUCUACUACCACUACUAACGAUGAUGAUGAUGAUGACGACGAUGAGGAUGUUGAAGAUGAUGACGGUAAUGGUGAUAUUAAUCAUACUAACAAUGUUGAUGAUAAUCAUUCAAUUGAUUUCACGAGGAAUUUACCAGUUACAACGGAUAAUAUAAAUCAUGGUACAUCUGGUGCGAUGAAUGUUAACUAUUUGAAGGCCUCACCUUCAUUACCAACGCUUACAUCAGGGAAUCUUUGUAUCGAUUCGAAACAGGCGGGAAUUUGUUACAGUGAUAAUCAUUCUAUGGAUGAUGAAGAUGACGAUGUUGGUAUCGAUUUAUUCGAUUUAGAUCAUUCCGAUUCAUCACUGAAUAAUCCCGGUGAUGGUAUGCUUGAAAUGCAGCAACAUCAAAUCCACCAUCAUCAUCAUCAACAACAACAACAACAAAUACAUAAGGAUCAAAUCAGAACUGGUAUUGGUACAACAAAUGAUGGAGAUGAUGAUGAAAUGAAACAAGAGAUGAAUUGUCUAACUAAGGUUAAAUUGUCUCCAAGUCAAGUCGAUAUGAAUCUGGGUAUUUCACAAACAUAUCCUUUCGGAGACAUUAUGCAAACACAUGGGCAAACUUUAUUCGACGUGACUAGUGGUCAAUUGUUUCAACUACAACAGCAGCAGAAUCCUCAACAACAACUGAAUGAUUCAUCAGAACUGCUAUUCACCUCUUCCUUAUCAUGUGCUAAUAGUGUCAACAGUGGUACUGUUGGCAGUGUAAAUAUUUCUUCACCGGCUGUUUUAUUUGUGCCAGCCACAUAUACAACAGCUGCGCAUAAUCGUAUAGAGUUGAAUACUGCUGGUGCUGCUCCCGCUUCUUCUGCUUCUUCUAAUCUCAUUACAGGCUCUUCUAUUUCUGCUGCUCUGCCUUUAGAUGAGAAUAUGAUAGAUAUUUCACGUUUAGGUGGCAUCGAUAGCUUGAUGCCUACGACUAUGAUCUCAUCGAGUAUAUCACUUAAACAAUCUUCCCCUGUAAAUGUUUCAUCACAGUGUCUACAGAGUAAUUUGAAGCAUGAAAUUACCAAUCAAAAUGGUGAUAUAGUCUACAAUCAAUCUAAUGAUGAUAUACGCAUAGAUUUGCGUAAAACCGGUGGUGGUUCCGGUAGAUCUGUUAAAUUAGAACUACGAGAAUUGUUGGAUCUUGUGUUAGCUGCUUCUGCUCGUACACCGAAUCCUUUAGUUCUUGCAGAUAGUGGAAAGAUUUACACCCACAUCCUGGCACAUCACAACGUCCUCCAGUUGGUUUGGUUACUCAGCUACUUUGGCGCGCACGUGCAUUGGAUGAUCGUGGACCGUGGAUUUUAA
Heterobilharzia americana is the source of this 2988-nucleotide messenger RNA. The record is from the annotation of a GenBank genome assembly. NCBI's taxonomy places the organism in Eukaryota, Metazoa, Platyhelminthes, Trematoda, Strigeidida, Schistosomatidae.